AUGGCAGGGGACGAGGAACCAAAGCCUCAAGGCUUACAGUCGACAAAUGGAAACUUUAACGCUGCAGACCCAACAUCUUCAUCAAUAUUGAAUAAUUUUGUUCCAGGUCAUUUGUCUUCAGAAGCAUUUGACACUAUUUCUCAGCUUCGGAAAGAGUUGACCGAAAAAGAACCUGGGUCGUUUUCUCGGACUGCUGAAGAUAUCAAGAAUACACAGGCUCUUAUACAAGUGGCUCUCAGGGUUGCCUCUGAAGUCACUGCGAUAGACGGCCAACUUCCUGGCGAUGAGACAGAGAGGCGUCUUUUGGAUUGUCUUGAUAUUGUCCAAUUGCUCGUUGAGAAUGCCCUCAGAGGCCUCGAUGGAGGAGCUAUCGACACAGAAAUUCCCGGUCAAGAUGUGCCGUUGCCAUUUCAUCUGUGGCUGCUUAUUGAGCUGAUUGAUCUCGGCGUCAAGGUGCGGCUAGACCGAGUGGAUGCCAAAAUCAAGGGCCUUCUGGUCAUGAUCACUCGUUCCCAACAUGAUAUGUUUCGGGCUCCGCUCUUUCCUAGAAAUUCUGUUUCAACUAUCCUAAGUGCUAUGGCUAUCGACAUCAUAAGGUCCUUGGAAAUGGUCGAUGUUUUAAAAAUAGGAAUAUCGGACUUCACAUUACCUGGCCCUGGAAGCCCACUAGAGAAACAUCUCACGGCCAAACUAAACUUAUCGGGACGACCUUUUCAAGCUCCGAUUCGUCUUGGAGAUGUGAAUCGUGCCAUCUUUAUGCUUCUUCAGAUCCUUGAGGCACUUCUUCAACCCGCAGAACCGAGGCCAGGCAGCUUUUCGGCGGCGGGAAUCGUGCAGGACUUCACGACAUCCCUCAACUUAGCUAGUCGCAUCGGAAAAUGGCUUGUUUCGCUAAUCAGGCGCUCUGGCACGAACUUCAGGCGCUUUAUUAACGAUCCUAUUAUUGGAUACCUCUACUUCACUGACCUUCUGUUAACAAGAUCACUAGAGUAUAGUAACGUCGGAUCACUUGACGCUCAAUCAAGCAAGAUCUUUAUCGAAUUCCUGGUGGUAGUGAUGGCGGAUUCUGGUCUCAGUCGUGAGUCCCGGGUAGAGCAGGCUUUGCACCGCUGUCUAGAAGGCUUGAAGGAGAGCCAAAAGGUUUCACUUAUCACGGGUAUGACAGUGCAAAGCGUACUCAUUCCUAGACUCCUUGAUAUUCAGGCUAGAUACGAGCAAUUUAUCACUUAUUCGUCAUCAUUCCAGAAUUUGGUAAAGGAGUUGAUUGAUGAUCAGAGAACUUUAUAUCCACAUGGGAAUGAGUUGGCUCACCGUGCCCCCAAGCGUAUACGACUAUCCGAGCCUCAAACCGUACCUGGCGAGAAAGAUAUAGCCCAGCAAGUCUUAGAGCAAGCCUCCAAAAUCAUUGGCUCCAAUGAGAUAAGAAGCUUUGAGGAGCUGGCACAAGCUGCGAGGCAAAAGCACAAAGAUCUUUCGGAGCAGCAAAAGUGCGAGUUCUUGACCUCAAUUGCAACCUACCCGUGUAUUGCAGCAGCACAUCAAUCCAAAGAGUCUGUUCCAUCGUCUAUACCGACGCUAAGUGCCUUUCACUGCCGUGUUUGUGACUCAGAACGUACCGUUUCUGAUGCAGUUGUACCUUGGAAUGGCAACGAAGCCAAUGAUUUUCGAGACUUUCUCCUUGAUCUUUUACCCAGAGUUUCACGUAGCCCACCCUUACGGAUAUCAUACUUGCUUGCGGUGAGACGAUUCCUCUACCAUGAACAUGAGAUCAAGAGCUUGUCGAUCAAAUCAUCAUCGAUUGGUGAAUUGUGCCUUCAUUCUUUGAAAGCCGCAUCAAGGGAGUUGCGGAUCACGACUGGACAUAUUUUACCUUGCUUCCUACGCAAAGCUGUGGAUGUUCAGAUACGACGGCAGAACUUCGUCAUCAUCUUCGAGUGCCUGAAAAGCGUCUCAGAGAGAGCAGAUAUUCCUUCGCAGGAGACUUGCAUUUUGACUUUGUGUCGACUAGCGGAGGUAUCUGAGGAUGAAGAGUUGAACAUCAUACUUCUUCGUCUUCUAGAGUAUCUAGGACAUGCAAAUCCGUACAUUUGUGCGGUAGCUUAUACAGAGCUUUUGAAACUAUCUCAAGAAUCAUCAACAACAGUCGCAGGUCUACUUCGCCCUUUCUGGAGAUCAUUGUCGGUAACUGUGGUAAAGAACCUGAGGAACCGUCCUCACAUGGCAGAGCAGCUCUGCGAUCUACUAGGAAUGUCGGUCGAUAGCUUUUUACAACUUACCGAAGCCCACACGCUACCAUAUCUUGUCUACACUCGUAGACGAGAAAUCAUCACGAGGAUUGCAGCAGCUUAUCCCUCCAAGUCAGCUUUCGAGCUUUGCAUGGAGCGCAACAACUUCGCCUCCAUCAUAGCAUAUUUGUUGAGUCAACCGGAGGAAAAUCACGAGGCUAUGAUAUACUCACUUCUGGUCGACAUUGAUCCGAAGUUCAAGGAGACUUCAGUCACCAUGCUACUCAAAACGGAGCCCAUUCCUAUUACUCGUGAGCUAUUGAAGAAUAUGGGCGAUGCUGGUGAUGGUCAUGAUGGAAAGUUUGACGGUGCACUUCGCCUCCUUGCUAAGCUCAUAUCCUCAAAGCACUCCUCAGGAACUUCAAAUUCGAAGUCUCAUCCAGAAGUUGGGCUCUUUAUAGAAGAACACCUAUUGGGUCUAAUAACAGAAUUCUCUGACACCGUGAACGAUGUCCGCAUACGUUACUCGAAUAUGGAGAAGAAGCGCAAUAUCAUAGCAAUCGGUGAAAUGAUCAAGCUUGCCAGAGGUCAUGUCAACGUUGCAAUUCCCCAGAUAUGCUCUUGCCUCAGAUCAUCUCUCAAGGUCGAAGAGUUAUGUGAUCAUGCAUUUGCUGUAUGGUGUAUUUUGAUCACUCAUCUCGAGCCUGACGAGGUUGAAGCACUUAUCGAUCAGUCAAUUGCAAUUAUCCUACGAUAUUGGCCAGUCAUUCAAGAAGGAAGCAAGCAAAUGGCCCUAGUCCUGAUGGAUCAUUUAUUUCAACACCAUGGAUAUCAGCUACGGGAGAUCUUCCAGACUCUACCAUCACUACUGUCUAUCCCUGAAAUGUCCCGCUUCGAACCUCAGAUAAAUAACUUCAAGGGCUCUAUGGAUAUAAGUGAGCGUUUGGUAGCCUUCAGUGUCCGCUGUCAAAGUGAAAGUCUCACCGUCGUUGAGCAAGCCCUGCAAGAGUUGGUUCCUUUUCUAGAUGACAAAAAUGAGAUACUGCACAGGACCUUGCUGAAUCAUCAAUCAAAUAGCGGUGUUGCACAGCUAACACGCUCUCUGCUCGAUUGUUGCGUGAAAUUCCAAUCUGAAUCGGACACGAUUGCCAUGUCAAGCGCACGUGCACUUGGGUUGAUAGGAUGCUUAGACCCUAAUAGGGUCGAAAUAACAAAGGAGAAGAAAGACAUUGUGGUUCUUUCGAACUUUGCUCGCGCAGAAGAGACGUUCGACUUUACAAUGUUCUUCCUUCAAAAUGUCCUCGUCGAUGCAUUCCUAUCAGCCUCGAAUACGCGAGCGCAGAGCUUUCUGGCUUACGGAAUGCAGGCUCUUAUGAGCGCGAGCCAUAUAACGACAGAAAUCACUACACCAUCAGACGAUCUUGAGAAGAAUGAAAAACAUCGGCGAUGGCUGAACCUGCCUGAGAUCGUGAGGAACACAGUGACCCCUUUCCUCACAUCAAGAUACUCUAUUACUCUAGGUGCAGCUAAAACCGAAUGUAGUUAUCCACUGUUUUCACCAGACAUGAGCUAUGGGAAAUGGCUUCGUACCUUCGUGAUGGACCUACUCCAGAAAUCUUAUAGCUCCAAUGUUAAGAUGAUCUUUUCGGUCUUUGCUAGAAUCAUUCGAGACCAAGAUAUCACGAUUCCUGCUUUUAUCUUGCCUUUUGCUGUGUUGAAUAUUGCAGCAGAUGGCCACGAGGAGCAUAAGCGAGAGAUUCGUGAAGAGUUGGUGCGUGUGUUGUCCCACCCUUCGCCUGAAGGCAGUACUCGCGUGAGAGAAAACGUUCUUCUGUGCAGUGAGAGUGUGUUCAGUGUUCUUGAUUACUUGCUUAGAUGGCUGCAAGGGAAGAAGAAACAACAUGCUAUACUAGCAAGCAAUCUUUCUGGAAAAAGCACCCAAGCAGAGCUGAUGCUUGAUCUCUCCUCGGCUCAGAUCAAGAGUGUAGAGCAGAUAUUGUCGUCCAUCCCCCCAGAGGUGAUAUCAAAAAGAGCCGUCGAAUGCAAAUCUUUCUCUAGAGCACUUUUCCACUGGGAACAAUACAUCCGGCAAAGCAAGAGCUACAAUGAGAAGCGAGACGACACCGAUCUUGAACCUCUUUACCAGCGUCUGCAGGAGAUUUAUACCCAGAUUGAUGAGCCUGAUGGCAUCGAAGGUAUUUCGACAUAUUUACAUGUACUCGAUGUUGACCAGCAAGUCCUCGAACAUCGUAAAGCUGGCCGGUGGGCUGCUGCUCAAAGCUGGUAUGAAUUGCAAUUGGAUGAGGAUCCGAACAAUACCGACACGCAGCUGAAUCUACUUACUUGUUUAAAGGAGUCUGGUCAACAAGAUGCACUUCUGAGUAGGUUUGAAACAUUCAGCGAGUCUGAAGAGUACCCCUCAAAGUUGUUCCCAUUCGCUUUGGAAGCUUCCAUCUCAACUGGAAAAUGGUCCAAGCUUGAAAAAUACCUCAAAGUGUGUCCCAAGGAGAAUGCCACAGACUUCACCGUUGGCAUAGCUUCAGCUCUCAACGCUCUUCGUAAUGGCGACAAAUCUGCGUUCACUGAAAUUGUUGAAAAGCUACGGUUAAACACUACAAGGUCAAUGACAGCAAACUCGACCAUGUCUUUGCAAACGUGUCACGAUAUGCUACUCCAGUUACAUGCUUUGUCUGAUGUUGAAGCUAUUGUGAAUGCAGACAUUCAGACAGGAAUGACUAAAACCGAGCUUAUCGAUACUUUGGAUCACCGCCUUGAUCUCCUCGGUGUGUACAUAUCUGAAAAGCAAUACCUUUUGGGAUUAAGGAGGGCUGCCAUGGAACUUUCAACCGGAUUCUCAGAGCCAGAUAUAGCUGCCGUCUGGCUCAAAAGUGCCCGACUCUUUCGAAAGAAUGGUCACCUCGGCCCGGCCUAUAAUGCUGUGAUGCACGCGGCACAGUUGAAAGCAAGGUCAGCCACAAUCGAACAUUCCCGUCUGUUGUGGACUGACGGUCACCAUCGGAAGGCAAUACAAACGCUCAAGGGAGCUAUAGCCGCCAAUGCUUUUGUUGCUGAAGAAUCCGAGUUGUCAGUAAGAACGUCUGUCUCAAUGACUGGAGAGAAACAAGCUACACAAAAUAUUCUCGCUGCUAAGGCUCAAUUACUACUUGCAAAAUGGACGGAUCGAGCUGGGCAGACUCACUCAGAGACCAUUGUCCAGAGUUAUCGAGAGGCGAUCCAACUAUCUAGCAAAUGGGAAAAGGCACAUUUCUAUCUGGGGAAGCACUACAAUAAGAUCAUCGAAUCCGAAAGAGCAAAGCCACCUGGCAAACAAUCUCAGAUCUACCUGAGUGGAGAGGCGUCCAAGCUAGCCAUUGACAACUUCCUUAGGUCCUUGUUCAGCGGAAACAAGUUUGUCUUCCAAAGUUUGCCAAAGAUUUUGACUCUAUGGUUGGACCAUGCAUCAAAUGUCGACCAAGCCUUCGAUCCUAAGAGAGGAGACAACAUCGAAUUUCAGAAACAGAUCAAUGCGCAGCGAGCGAAGUGUCUGGAGGACAUGCAUUAUCAGCUGAAGAAGUAUCUCAAUCGGAUACCGCCAGAAGUGCUCUUCACGAUUCUCUCUCAGCUUGUUGCUAGAAUUUGUCAUACGAAUGACACGGUGCAUGAGAUCUUGACCAAUGUAGUGGUCAAGAUUGUUGUGAAUUUUCCACGCCAGGGUCUAUGGACUGUUUUGGCUCUGGUUAAAUCUUCAUCGAAGGACCGCGCUUCGAGAGGCAUGACAUGUCUCAAGAAGAUAACAGAAGUGAACAAAAAAAUCAACAGAAGCGGAUUCACGCCAUCAGAACUUGGCUCAAUGAUAAAAGGAGGGCAGAAGUUCGGCGAAGAACUAUUAAGUCUAUGCAACGCGCGAGUCGAGGAGAAAGGGACAACCAAAAUCAGCCUCUCGCGCGGCUUGGGAUUCAAUCACAAAGUUGCUCCGUGCCGAUUAGUCGUGCCGUUCCAAAUUAUGCUGACUCCAAUUCUUCCGCCAUCCCAUGAACAGUCAUUCAUCAAGCAAUUCCAUCCCUUUCCAGGUGAUGUUGUUAGUGUAGAGAAGGUCCUAGACGACGCACUGGUUCUCAAUUCAUUGCAGAAACCACGCAAAAUCAGCAUCCUGGGUACCGAUGGAAAGGUUUACAGUCUUCUAUGCAAGCCAAAAGAUGACCUCAGGAAGGACCAACGUUUGAUGGAAUUCAAUAAUAUGAUCAACAGCUUCCUCAAGAAGGAUGUUGAUUCCAUCAAACGACGCAUGUAUAUCAAAACAUACGCUGUGACACCCCUUAACGAGGAGUGUGGACUUAUAGAGUGGGUAGAUAAUCUACGCACUUUGCGGGACAUUGUUAUGAAACUACUUCGAGAAAGAGGCAUAAUUCCGAAUUUCAAUGAGAUUCGCCACUAUCUGAACGAAGCUUGCUCACAUAGUGACAAACUUCCUGUCUUUACGACGAUGAUUCUGUCCAAACUUCCUCCAGUUCUGCAUGAGUGGUUUGUUGAAAUGUUCCCUGACCCCGGAGCAUGGUUAGAAGCACGACUUCGAUUCACUCGGACCAGCGCCGUUAUGUCGAUGGUUGGUCACGUUCUUGGGUUGGGUGACCGUCACGGUGAAAACAUACUAUUCGAAGAAAGUACAGGAGGCAUAUUGCACGUUGAUUUCAACUGCCUCUUCGAUAAGGGCUUGACCUUUGAGAAACCUGAAGUCGUCCCGUUCCGUCUUACACAUAACAUGGCAGACGCUUUUGGCGCAUACGGCUACAAUGGGCCAUUCCGAAGGACAUGCGAGAUAACGCUUGGACUGCUACGACAAAAUGAAGACGCGCUCAUGAAUAUUAUGGAAACUUUCUUAUACGACCCCACGACAGACUUCAUUGGGAAAAAGAGACGAACCCACAAAGAUGUACCAGAUACACCAGAGGGAGUGAUGGAGAGCAUCAGAAACAAGCUGAGAGGUCUAUUGCCUCGUCAGUCGGUGCCACUUUCGGUGGAUGGACAUGUGGAUGAAUUAAUAUUGAAAGCCACGGAUAAAAAGAACCUGGCUGCCAUGUACAUUGGCUGGUGUCCAUUUUUUUGA
Talaromyces marneffei is the source of this 7329-nucleotide messenger RNA. RefSeq lists its product as uncharacterized. Bases 1 to 7329 code for a protein of 2442 amino acids. The transcript has 27 exons. Gene Ontology annotation, cellular component: nucleus. The record is from RefSeq and is a predicted model, not a curated record. NCBI's taxonomy places the organism in Eukaryota, Fungi, Ascomycota, Eurotiomycetes, Eurotiales, Trichocomaceae. Gene Ontology annotation, molecular function: protein serine/threonine kinase activity; protein binding. Gene Ontology annotation, biological process: DNA damage checkpoint signaling; telomere maintenance; protein phosphorylation.